CAAAACCAAGCACUAGCUAGCUAUGGCUUCUCUCUCCCUCACGCACCCGCUGGUGAUCACCACUCCUUCCCCAACUAUUCGAAUCCCACUACGUCCCACAAAACGCACUCAAGCUGGCUUUGUACGUAGAUUUGAAUUCAAAGCCAGUGCCACUCCAUCUGAUCAUGAGGGUAAAAGCUCUAGCAAAUUUGACAGGAGAGACAUGCUGAUUGGUCUUGGAGGACUCUAUGGCGUGGCUGGCUUGGUAUCAGACCCGUUCGCCUCGGCAACCCCAGUUGCGGCGCCAGACCUAUCGAAAUGCCACAACCUAAGGGAUCCGCCCCCUGCUCCACCCCUGGAUCCAGCGGAUGUCAAAUGCUGCGCGCCAUAUAGCAACGCCAAGACAAUUGACUUCAAACCAUCUCGGUCUCCAGUGAAAAAAUUACGAAUUCGGCCCGCAGCUCAAUGGCUCGACCAUGAUGAGAUAGCCAAGUACAAGAAAGCCGUUGAGCUCAUGAAGGCGCUGCCCGAGGACGACCCGAGAAGCUUCAUUCAACAAGCCAAAGUUCAUUGUGCCUACUGUAAUGGCGCGUAUGACCAAGUCGGGUCUCCGAGCGAGUACAUUCAAGUCCACAACUCAUGGCUCUUCUUCCCCUUCCACCGCUGGUACUUGUACUUUUACGAGAAGAUCUUGGGAAAGCUUAUCGGCGACCCAAAUUUCGCGUUACCAUUCUGGAACUGGGACGACCCUUCCGGCUACCAGAUGCCGCACAUAUUCGUCGACCCUUCCUCGUCGCUUUUCGACCAGUACCGAAACCAAAGUCAUCUGCCACCUUCCAUAAUCGACCUUGACUACACAGAGCAAGAAGUUUUAAGCAACAGUCCUCCCGCAACGGAAGCAGAACAGACCUCAACCAAUCUCAAAGUCAUGUACCGCGCGAUGGUCUCCGGUGCCAAAAACCCAACGCUCUUUUUCGGCAAACCUUAUCGGACUGGUAUCCCCCCAAACCCAGGAGCAGGUACCAUCGAGAACAUUCCCCACAGUCCGGUCCAUAUAUGGGUUGGCGACAACAGACGGGCAAAUUGGGAGGACAUGGGAAACUUCUACUCAGCUGGACGAGAUCCCAUAUUUUACAGUCACCAUGCUAACGUUGAUCGAAUGUGGAACCUCUGGAAAUCUAUUCCGGGUGCAAAAAGAGUGGAUAUAACCGACCCAGAUUACCUGAACACCACGUUCGUGUUCUACGACGAGAAUGCUCAACUGGUUCGUGUGAGGGUCGGAGACUCACUCGACAGUAGAAAAUUAGGGUACGUUUAUGAAGAUGUUGAUACUCCUUGGCUAAGGUCCAAGCCUAGACCUGUCAAGUCAAAGAUCGUCAAACUCUUGAGAAAGCACGGAAUCGCUCGUGCAGCCGACACUAAUAUAACGCCGCUCAGCCAGUUCCCGAUAACGUUGGACAGGACGGUGACGACAGUGGUGCCGAGGCCGAAGAGGUCAAGGAGCAAGCUUGAGAAGGAAGACGAAGAAGAGGUUUUGGUGAUUCAAGGGAUUGACUAUGCCAAUAACGUGCCGGUGAAGUUUGACGUUUACAUUAACGACGAGGACGACGACGCCAUUACUGGGCCUGACAAGUCUGAGUUUGCGGGGAGCUUCGCCACCGUGCCGCAUUCGGCUGAAUCUGGUGCUAACAACAUCAAGACGGAGCUUAAUUUGGGGAUAUCGGAGCUGUUGGAGGAUAUCGGAGCUGACGAUGAUGACAAGGUGAUAGUUACUUUGGUUCCGAAAAGUGGAAUGGGAAAAGUUAAGAUUGAUGGCAUCAAGAUUGAUUUUAUUUCUUGAACUAAUCCAUUAAUUAUAUGUAUGUAUCGCUACGUACGUACGUAUAUUAUUAUUGUGUAACGUACUUUCUAUUUUCAUGUUUUCCUUUUCAAUAAUUAUGCUAGAACUAAGCUAAGCUAGCUAUAUGUGAUGAUGUUAUGAUAUCUAUAUAUCUAUAUUAUG
Humulus lupulus (European hop) is the source of this 1981-nucleotide messenger RNA. RefSeq names its product polyphenol oxidase I, chloroplastic-like. Gene Ontology annotation, molecular function: catechol oxidase activity. The record is from RefSeq and is a predicted model, not a curated record. Gene Ontology annotation, biological process: pigment biosynthetic process. NCBI's taxonomy places the organism in Eukaryota, Viridiplantae, Streptophyta, Magnoliopsida, Rosales, Cannabaceae. The transcript has a single exon. The coding region runs from base 23 to 1819 and encodes 598 amino acids.